Molecule: messenger RNA, 3462 nt
Organism: Oreochromis niloticus (Nile tilapia)
Lineage: Eukaryota; Metazoa; Chordata; Actinopteri; Cichliformes; Cichlidae
Product: nascent polypeptide-associated complex subunit alpha, muscle-specific form
Exons: 5
Coding region: 1-2709 (902 amino acids)
Source: RefSeq, a predicted model, not a curated record
AUGGAUCCAGCGGCAUUCACCCCACCCUCGGAGCUUCGAGAGCUCAUAACGGACUCAGCUACCAAAAUAAUCAACCUGUGGCUUGAGCAUGAGGGUGAAGCGUUUCUUUACGUUCUGGAAGUCAGGCUACGACAGCUUUUGUCCGAUUAUCCCUGGCUAUUGGACUCACUCCACCCGCUCAUACAAAACUUCAUUCUCCAUGAACUACACCUUCACCCCCCCGCCGCCACUGCUCACCCGCUCGCUUCAACGGAGGACGUGCCGUCCGUACCGCCGGAUGAGGAGUUACCCGGCCCGUCGGAGCCGUCUCCACGGAGGAAGCGACGUUCACGCCGCCGGCGCGGCACCCCACAGCCGGAGUUCAGAAUGACAGAGCAGCCGGCUGUGUCACCAUCCUCACCGUCUCGUUACGAGCAGGGAACACACUUCACCACGACAUCUGCUGGUUCUCUUAAGCUGGUCACCUCAGAGACAGUUGCUCCCUCUAGGGCCUCCCCAGAGGCUGGGUGUCACUCACCAGCUGACUCUGGACCCCUAGAGGUCAAGACGCCAGCGCCAGCAGUUUCACUGGGGGACUCACCAGAGCAGUCUCGGCUCUCAGCGCCCCCUGAGAGCUCAAGUGAUUUCACCCGUCCGCCUCCGUCCUCUGCUGAGUGUAUUGGGGAACACUUUCAGCCCUCUGAGGACUGCAUCCCACUGUUGCUGCCUGAGUCUAGCCACUGUGCUGCUCAGUUCCAGCCAGUGUCCACACCGGCAGAGGUCUGCGUACCUGCUGCCUCAGUGUCUGUUUCCGCUGGAGGGCCCGAGUCGCUCGUCCAGCCUCAAGUUUCGUUAGCGGGGGGUUUGGGAGAACCCAGCCAGCAUCCUGCCUCGUCGGCUGGAGGGCCUGAGGAGCCCGUCCAGCCUCAAGUUUCGUCUGCUGGGGGUUCGGGAGAGCCCAGCCAGCUUCAAGUUUCGUCCGCUGGGGUUCGGGAGAGCCCAGCCAGCUUCAAGUUUCGUCUGCUGGGGGUUCGGGAGAGCCCAGCCAGCUUCAAGUUCCGUCUGCUGGGGGUUCAGGUGAACCCAGACAGCAUCCUGCCUCGUCAGCUGGGGCCUUAUGCCACGUCUGCUGGAGGGUCCGAGGGGCCCGUUCAGCCUCCUGUCUCCGCUGGAGGGUCCGAGGGGCCCGUUCAGCCUCCUGUGUCGUCUGCUGGAGGGUCCGAGGGGCCCGUUCAGCCUCCUGUGUCGUCUGCUGGAGGGCCCGAGUCGCCUGUCCAGCCUCCUGUGUCGUCAGCUGGUGGGCCGGAGUCGCCCGUCCAGGCUCCUGUGUCGUCUGCUGAAGGGCCCGAGUCGCCCGUCCAGCCUCCUGUGUCGUCAGCUGGUGGGUCCGAGGAGCCCGUCCAGCACCACACCUCGUUAGCUGAGGGUCCUGGAGGACCCAGACAGCACAUCCUCUCGUCUGCUGGCGGUCCGGGGAGGGCUGUUCAGCCAUCACCGGCUAAAUCAUCCCCCGCGACAUCUACAUCUCCGCCUGCAGCAUCAUCAUCUCCGCCUGCAGCCGCAGCUUCAUCAUCUCCGCCUGCAGCCGCAGCUUCAUCAUCUCCGCCUGCAGCCGCAGCUUCAUCAUCUCCGCCUGCAGCCGCAGCUUCAUCAUCUCCGCCUGCAGCCGCAGCUUCAUCCGCAGCCCCGUCCCGCUGCCCCGUCUCGCUGCCGUCAGGUUCCGCAGCCGUCUCGCUGCCGUCAGGUUCCGCAGCCGUCUCGCUGCCGUCAGGUUCCGCAGCCGCUCCGCCGUCGCCUGGUCCUGCCUCGUCGGCUUCGUCCACGCCUUCGUCCUCGCCAGGUCCGGCUUCGUCCACGCCUUCGUCCUCGCCAGGUCCGGCUUCGUCCACGCCUGGCCCGGCUUCGUCCACGCCUUCGUCCACGCCUGGCCCGGCUUCGUCCACGCCUUCGUCCACGCCUGGCCCGGCUUCGUCCACGCCUUCGUCCACGCCUGGCCCGGCUUCGUCCACGCCUUCGUCCACGCCUGGCCCGGCUUCGUCCACGCCUGGCCCGGCUUCGUCCACGCCUUCGUCCACGCCUGGCCCGGCUUCGUCCACGCCUUCGUCCACGCCUGGCCCGGCUUCGUCUGGUCCUGACUUGUCCACGUCUGGCCCUGCCUCGUCUGGUCCUGCGGUUGCUACACCGUCAUGGGACCCAGCUCGUCCUGUUCCGCCUCCCCUCUGCCGGCCGUUUUCCAGGCCUCUAAGUUGGCGUCAUGGCCGUCGAGGUCGGCCUCCGGAGGGAGAUCGUCGCCGCUGCUGGCAUUGCAGCCGACCUCCGGAUCUGCUCAGUGGCCGCCGUUGCCGUGUGCACGGUCGGCCUCCGGAACUGUUUGCCCGUGGCCGCCACUGCCUUCCAAGUGGCCGGCCUCCUGAAGGGUUUUGCCUGCACCGCCGCCAUUGCCGUGUGCACGGUCGGCCCCCAGAACUGUUUUCCCGUCGCCGCCAUUGCCGUCCGCACGGCCGGCCCCUGACCUGUUUUGGCUCCUGUGUGGCCGACCCCCGGGUCGACCUCCUGAACUGUUUAUGGACUCUUGUUGAGCUUUGGUUUUUGUAUUUUCCUGUGCUUUGGGACUGUUUUCUUGUGUUUUUGAACUGUCUUGCUCCUUGUUUUUUGUUUGGUUUCUUUCCCUCCGUCCUUGACCCCCUCCACCCGCCCUGGUCUGGUGCUUUGUUGUGGUUUUUCGUUUAGGGCUGUCGGGAGCCAGCCCUUGGAGGGGGGGUACUGUCACGGUUCUGGGUCCGUCAGACCCAGUAUUUUGAGUUUAUUAUGUUUUGGUUUACUUUUGCUUCAUGGAUUAUUCUUUAUGCUUCUCUGGUACUUUGUGUUUCAGUUAUCUUGGGGUUUUGGAUUGUUUUCUCAUUCUCUUGUGGUGGUGGUGAUGAUGAUGGUGAUUAUUAUUGUUAUUAUUAUUAGUUUCAUGUUUCUGUUAUCCAUGUGUUAGGAAUUGUGGUUUCACUUAUAGUUCAGUUCCAUGUGUCAUGUUCUGUCUCUCUGUGUUGAGUCCGUGUCUCGGAGUAGUGAUUCAUGUUUCCUGUUUUAUUGUGAAGGUCUGCGUCUCAUGUGAGUGUGUUCAGUUUUACCUCUGUCUCGUCUUGUUAAUGACUCCCAGCUGUGUCCACCACCUGUGUGUAAUCUCCUUGUGUUUCUGUGUGUAUUUAAGUCACGUCUUUAGUCAUUGUUGUUGCUGCUCCGUCUGCGUAUCCACCCUGUUUCAUUCUGUGUGUUUCCCUGCCGUCUUCCAUCAUUCCGUCUCCUGCUAUUCGUGUUCAGGUUUGUGCUCUUGUUCAGGCUCCGUAGUUUAGUUUACCCAGUAUAGUUCAGUUCUCCGUUUGCUGUUUGUCCAUUUCCUUUGUGUUUAAUAAACCACCCUCUCACCGGUACAAGUGCCUGCGUUUGGAUCCUCCUUUAAUUUCCACACGGCCCCUCUCACUCGCCGUGACA